Ipomoea nil (Japanese morning glory) is the source of this 576-nucleotide messenger RNA. RefSeq lists its product as uncharacterized. Bases 1 to 576 code for a protein of 191 amino acids. The record is from RefSeq and is a predicted model, not a curated record. Lineage: Eukaryota; Viridiplantae; Streptophyta; Magnoliopsida; Solanales; Convolvulaceae. The transcript is spliced from 4 exons.
AUGGGUUCUGAUUCUUCCAGGGUCACUCAUCUUCUUGCAGAGCUGGCAUCUGAGUUUAAGAUUCGUGACAUGGGGGCUCCAUCCUUUUUCCUUUGUAUUGAGACGGUCACGUGGAAUGGUAGUUUGCUUCUUUCCCAGCAACAGUAUAUGCAAGACAUUUUGAAGCGUGCAGGAAUGACUGAUUUAUCUUUGAAGCGUGCAGGAAUGACUGAUUGUAAGCCUCUGGUCACUCCAGUCUGUUUGUCUUGGACUUCUACUACUCAUGUGACUCCUUAUGAGGACCCCACUCAGUAUCAGAGUCUUGUAGGGACACUCCAGUAUCUUACAGUCACACGACCAGAUCUUUCCUGUGUCAGCACAUGCACUCGCCCACUACUAAGCAUUGGGCUAUGCUCAAACGCGUGUUACGGUACGUCAACAGGAUUUAACAUUUUGGCUUACAUGUUCGUCCGCCCUCUUCAUUUUAUGUGCAUGCCUUUUCGGAUUCGGAUUGGGCUGAAACAGCGCACUAUGGCUCGUUCUUCUACUGAGGCUGAGUACAAGGCACUGACUGAUGUAUCUGCAGAGAAGAAGUAG